GUGGCAAUGACUGUACAGGAUUUAAAGUGUCAUUUUUUUAACAUUUGAAAAGCAUUAGGCUCCAUGUGUAACAGGACAAUGACCUUGGCUAAAGGUUUACUUCUCCCUGUCCCUGUGACGUGCUCUGAUGAUCAGAGGGGCCGUUGAGAUGCCUGGAGUGGUCAGGGGUCAUCAAAGGGCAGCUGUCCACUAUAAAAGGGCUUGUCUGGAUCUCUGUCUGCACACAGCAGCCUGAGACCAGCUGGAUAAAGGAACCCUCCAGACUAUCUGUCCUUACAGUUUCUGUGGAUUUUUCUGCUCAGUUUCAUUUACAAAAAUGGAAAACCGAGUGUUGACAGUUUUCUGCACACUCAUCAGCACUUUAGGGUUUGUUCUGUCCACUCAGGGUCAAAGAUCACACACAGGGCUUGAGAGAAGUUCACCGCUCAGAAACCUCACGUUCAGCCACCGCAGCAGAUAUUCUCUGUACAUGAUGCAGCUGUACCGCUCCUUCAGAAACGCUGACUCCUUCGCCUCAGUAUCUGUCAAUGACGUCACUGCUCAGAGCAACAAUCCGCCGUAUAGAGCUAACUCUGUCCUGAGCCUCAUGGCUAAAGGUUGCCACCAAGUUGGUGAAAAAUGGACCGUCACAUUUGACUUUUUGUCUGUCUCUGCUGGAGAAUUCAUGCAGUUGGCAGAACUGCGAAUAGGACUUUCAGCUUUUUUGGCAUCCAAGCAUGCCACCGUGGAUUUGUAUCACUCCCAAAAACAGAGCUGUGGCCUGGGAAGCACUUCCUGCCAAGAGGAGCCCCUUUUUCUGGGGAGCUUCAAUACCUCUCUGAACAGCACAAAGUCUUCCUGGAAGGUUUUCAAUGUGACUGCACUGUUAAAAUACUGGCUGUACCAGAGUGACAGGGUGUCCAACCAGGAGGCCUCAGGAGAAUAUGGGCCAGAGCACGGAAGUGGUGCUGGGGAAGAAAGAGAAGAAACUCAUAUGAGCGUAUUCAAGCAUUUGGAGCUUCGACAAAGACAAAGAAAAAUACAAGCAAUGAACCGGGUCAUGAUGGUCAUCUUCUCCAAACCCAAUGUGGCACAGGAAGGUCACUCAGCCUAUAGCAUAAUUUACACUGUGGAGAAGUCAAAGUAUGUGACCACAGACAAGUCCAGCAAUGACAGUCCGAGUAGGCGACAUAAAAGAAACCGAAUGGAACCACUGAUAAUGGUCAACGGAGCGCCACCUACAGCCGAGCCCGUCCACAGACCUCUGUGUCGGAAGGUGGACAUGUGGGUGGACUCUGAUCACAUUGGCUGGGAUGAGUGGAUUGUACAUCAUAACCGAUUUAAUGCCUAUCGCUGUGAGGGAGAGUGUCCCACACCACUAGACGACUCCUUCAGUCCCACCAACCACGCGUACAUGCAGAGCCUUUUGCGUCAUCACCAUCCAGAAAGAGUGACUUGUCCGUCCUGUGUGCCGACUCGCCUGAGUCCACUUUCCAUGCUGCACUAUGAGAAUGAUGAUCUAACCCUGCGUCAUCAUGAAGACAUGAUUGUGGAAGAGUGUGGCUGCCAUUGAAGAGCCAACCCCCACUGGUGUCACAGCAGUUACCAGUGAAACUAUCCUGGUUGGAGAAACCAGGAGAAAAAUGAACUGCUUUAUUACUGUACAGUCAAAAAUAAUGACAGGACGUGACUAAAAAGCUGAAUAAAAGUAUAUCUCAUCCAUAAUGGGUGGUACACAUAGCAUCUUAUGUAUGGAGUGAGCUCCAUUGUGAACUCUUUAUGUCUAUUUAUACAUUGUGGCAGGCACUGCAAGGGAUGCCUCUCACCCUACAGGACUGUGGGCUGGGGGCGUGGUUUACGGUACCUAUGUUUUGGCACGCUGAGUUGUUGAAGUUCAGUUGUUCUGCGCUUUUGGAAUAAAGAGUAAACUCACUCCCGUCUCCUGCGCUUUCUCCGCCCUGCUACAUUGGUGACCCCGAAUUGACCGUGUUCGAAGCUGCAGAGGAUCGU
Molecule: messenger RNA, 1989 nt
Organism: Cynoglossus semilaevis (tongue sole)
Lineage: Eukaryota; Metazoa; Chordata; Actinopteri; Pleuronectiformes; Cynoglossidae
Product: nodal homolog
Exons: 3
Coding region: 317-1552 (411 amino acids)
Cellular component (GO): extracellular region
Molecular function (GO): growth factor activity; cytokine activity
Source: RefSeq, a predicted model, not a curated record